This is a messenger RNA of Paramecium octaurelia, 3559 nucleotides long. NCBI's taxonomy places the organism in Eukaryota, Ciliophora, Oligohymenophorea, Peniculida, Parameciidae. The record is from the annotation of a GenBank genome assembly.
AUGCAAUGGAUUAAAUUUCCUAACCAGUACGGCUGGAAUAUGGAUGUUUUCCCAAGCUCCUUCAACCGAAUACGAAUAUCUAUCCGUUUAUGGAAUAUUAAGACAGGAUAAUAAAAAGCUAAAUUGGAUGGUCAUUCAUCAACAAUUUGUUCAAUUUGUUACUCUCCUGAUGGUACUACAUUAGCAUCAGGUUGUCAUGAUAACUCUAUCCGUUUAUUGGAUGUUAAGACAGGACAACAAAUCAUACCUUCAGAUUACCGUUAGAAAGAUAUGCUAGCAUAUUUAACCCUUCAACGAUUAAUAGUAAUAUUCUUCCAAAAAGUGGUAUUUAUUUUUCACUAUUCUUCUCUACCUCUUAUAUUACCAUUCUAAAAAUUUGCUACAACCCCAAUUUAGAAGUUUAAAGAGCUUAAAUCUUUAAAGGAGAGUUUGACGAUUAUAAAGGAUAUGAUUACGAUCAUUAUUUACAUCUAAAGGUAGUAUCAAUUUAGAGAAAGAACUAAGAUAGAAACAAAACUGAGUCAAAUUUAGUCUAAUCUUGUAUUUAUUAUAGAUUGACAAAUUGCUAUGAGUUUUGUGAAGUAGAUUAUGGAAUUGGAGGAUUUCACCUUCUAGAAAUUAUAUAUAUAUCAGUCAAAAGUGAAAGUAGCUUGAAAUUAAUCUUAAUUAAGUUAAAAGUUUGUUUUAAAAAAAUAUUUCACUCAAACUUUCUUAGACUUGAAAAACCCUUUGUAAGUUUAAGUAAUUCGUUAUCAAAAAUUUAAUUAUUAUUUGAUUUUGUUAAUAAAUUUUUUUAUUCUAUAUUCUUUAAGAGUUCAAUUUUGCUCAAGGUUAUGUGAGUUUCCCCUUUUAAAACUUACAUCAAUUCCAAAAAUCUAAAACAUUCAUAUAUCGUUCAAACCAAUUAACGUAAGGUUCUUUUUGGUUUGGAUUAUAAAACUCAAAAUAAAGUAAUAGAAAUUAGAUAAUAUUUUAAAAAAAAGUAGAUGCACAACAAAAAAGAGUAAGUUGGAGAGUUGUAUAAGGUUUUGGCCUUAUUCAAAUAGGUUGAUGAAGUAGUCCUCCCUAUCCUCAUAAAUAUAUUAAAAAAUGAUAGAAUUUAAGAUUGCCUAGAAUUUCUCUCAUAAGAUCAAAAUAAAUUCCUUUUAGAAAUAGAAAGAUAAAAUGUAGAAAAUUUAUUUCUGCUUGAUAAAUAAUAGACUCUCAAUGGAGAGAAGAACAUUAAGAGAAUAACGGAUAUUCUCAAAAAAAUUAGGGAUCAUGAAUUUAAUAAACAAAAUUACUCGACAGAUGAUUAUGAGGUAAUUAAAAAGGAUCUAAUUGUAAAAAUAUCGUGGGAUAAUAAAAUUAUAGAUCUUCUCAAAUUUUUAGUUCAUCUGACUGCUUUAGAUGAGAGAUACACUUAAUGUGGAUCAAAUUCUCUUCAUCUGUUAGUUUAGAUGAAGGCUGAUGUGAGGGAAUAAAGUUUUGAGAAUAUCAAGAUUAGAGAUUCCUCUUUAGUGGGUGGAAAUUUUGUAGGAUGCAAUUUCAAUGAAUCAGAAUUUGACAAUGUAGAUAUUAGUGGAAUAAACUUGAAUUAAGCUUAAAUGUUUAAUUGCAAAUGGAAAAAUAUCAAAAUACAUGAAUUAAAUAUACUAGAUGGGCAUUAUAGAAAAGUUUAUUAGGUAUGCUUUUCUUCAGAUGGUAAAUCAUUAGCGUCUUGUAGUGAUGAUAAUUCAAUUAUUUUGUGGGAUGUUUAAACUGGGAAAAAAAAGUUUAGAAGCAGGGGAAAAUGGGAGGUAAAAUAAUUAUGCUUCUCACCUAAUAAUAAUACAUUAGUAUUCAGCAGUUAAGAAUUUUUGUAUUUAUUGAAUCUAAGAACAGGAAAAUAAAAAGUCAGAUUAGGAUUAGAGGGUCAUACUAAAAAAGUUAUGUCAAUCAAUUUCUCUCCUGAUGGUACUAUAUUAGCAUCUAGUGGUGGAUCAGAAAAUGGUGGGGGAGAUUAUACUAUCCAUUUGUGGGAUGUUAAGACAGGAUAAUAAAAAGCUAAAUUAGAUGGUCAUUCUAGUUCUGUAAUGUCAGUCAAUUUCUCUCCUGAUGGUACUACAGUAGCAUCUGGUAGUUCAGAUAACUCUAUCCGUUUAUGGGAUGUUAAGACAGGAUAAUCAAAAGUCAAAUUAUAUGGUCAUUCUAGUUCUGUAAUGUCAGUCAAUUUCUCUCCUGAUGGUACUACAUUAGCAUCUAGUAGUGGAGAUAAGUCUAUCCGUUUAUGGGAUGCUAAAACAGGAUAAUAAAAAGCUAAAUUAGAUGGUCAUUCAGAUUAUGUAAAAACAAUUUGUUACUCUCCUGAUGGUACUACAUUAGCAUCUGGUAGUGAUGAUAAAUCUAUCCGUUUAUGGGAUGUUAUGACAGGGUAAUUAAAAGCUUAAUUAGAUGGUCAUCAAUAUGCAGUUAAUUCAAUUUUUUACUCUCCUGAUGGUACUACAUUAGCAUCUGGUAGUUCAGAUAACUCUAUCCGUUUAUGGGAUGUUAAGACAGGAUAAUCAAAAGCCAAAUUAUAUGGUCAUUCUGGAACAGUUUAUAAAAUUUCUUAUUCUCCUGAUGGUACUACAUUAGCAUCUGGUAGUUCAGAUAAGUCUAUCUGUUUAUGGGAUGCUAAAACAGGAUAAUAAAAAGCCAAAUUUGAUGGUCAUUCAAAUUGUGUUAAUUCAAUUUGUUACUCUCCUGAUGGUGCUACAUUAGCAUCUGGUAGUGAUGAUAUGUCUAUCCGUUUAUGGGAUGUUAAGACAGGAUAAUAAACAGCCAAAUUAGAUGGUCAUUCUAGAGCAGUUUAUUCAAUAUGUUACUCUCCUGAUGGUACUACAUUAGCAUCUGGUAGUUUGGAUAAGUCCAUCCGUUUAUGGGAUUUUAAGACAGGAUAAUCAAAAGCCAAAUUAGAUGGCCAUUCUGGAACAGUUUAUACAGUUUCUUACUCUCCUGAUGGUACUAUAUUAGCAUCUGGUAGUUCAGAUAAGUCUAUCUGUUUAUGGGAUGUUAAGACAGGAUAAUCAAAAGUCAAAUUAUAUGGUCAUUCAAAUUGGGUUAAUUCAAUUUGCUACUCACCUGAUGGUGCUACAUUAGCAUCUGGUAGUGAUGAUAUGUCUAUCCGUUUAUGGGAUGUUAAGACAGGAUAAUAAACAGCCAAAUUAGAUGGUCAUUCUGGAACAGUUUAUUCAAUUUUUUACUCUCCUGAUGGUACUGCAUUAGCAUCUGGUAGUGAUGAUAUGUCUAUCCGUUUAUGGGAUGUUAAGAAAGCCAAAGAGUUUCUACCUCAUCAUAAUUUUUACCAACACUUUCUUUCUUAGUUCAAAUUGCCACUAUAAAAUCAGUCAAUUUUAACCAAUAGUAUUUAUUAAUAUUAUCUUUAGUUGAGAUUGAUUGUACAAUACUAAGAAUAUGCCAAAAUUCAAUUUUGGAGGCUUAAGGAGCUUUUAUUUUGUAAGGAGUUAUUAAAAAUUAUUCAGGUUAUGAUUUAAAACCCUUAUUUAAAUCUAAGGGAGGCUUGAUUUUAGAAAACUUUAAAGAAUUACAAUAAGAUUGA